AUUAGAAUUGAAUGGCGUGGAGAGGCAAAAAUAUUGCCCGAAAAUUCACGUCGCGAGAAUUCUUCACGUGAACGUUGCGCAAUUCGGUUGGCAGCAGUGGCAUCAGAGAAGUGACCGAAAAUACCAAGGCACCGUGGUUUUCUUCAGGCUCGCCGAUUGAUUCUCUUGUUUGCUCUGGGUUCAAAGGGUUAUGGCUCCUGGUACUCAAGUCGAAGGGAGCACCUCCAGUGACAAACCUCCGCCAACGCCGAAGAAUGCCGACUCUGGCUCAACGGGUUCGGCGGCCGACGCGAACGGCAAGCACCAUGCGGUCGACAACAAGAAGAUGAAUGGCCUCCAGCAUGAGGUGACCGAAAAUGGCCACGCGGAGGUCAAGCAAGAAGAGCGCGAGAAGAGCGAAGAUGAGAGUCUGAAGGACGGAGACAAGAAAACCAACGGAACUGCCUCCGAGAAGGAUGAGCAGGAGGUCGUCUUUAUUCAAGACAUGGGUUUCACCGUCAAGAUUGUAUCUCCUGGAACAGAAGCCUUUGAUAUUCAGGUCUCCAGCAUGGAGUUGGUCCAAGAGAUCCAUCAGUUACUCAUGGAUAGAGAGGACACUUGUCACCGUACCUGUUUCUCCCUCCAGCUGGACAAUGUCACUUUAGACAAUUUUGCCGAACUCAAAAAUAUUGAGGGACUCAAAGAGGGCUCUGUGAUCAAAGUUGUGGAGGAGCUUUACACAAUGAGAGAGGCAAGGAUACAUGUCAGACAUGUAAGGGACUUGCUGAAAAGUCUAGACCCUGCUGAUGCUUACCAUGGAGUUGAUUGCAGCUCGCUCUCAUUCCUGAAUAUGGUUACUCAAGGUGACAUAACUGAAACCCCCCGUUCUGCACAUAUCAGAGAUAAAAGGAAGCUUCGUCCAGAGAGUGUUGAUUGCACCCCUCCAGAUUAUAUCAUGCCAAGGUGCAAAGAGCGUCUCAUUUUGCCUCUGCAGCCCCAGGCCAAGGAUUACAAAGGGCCACAGUGCAUGAAGGUCUUAACGACGUCUGGUUGGAAUCCACCACCAGGUUAUCGCAAGAUGCACGGUGACCUGAUGUACUUGUAUGUGGUCACUCUUGAGGACAAACAUUACCACAUCACUGCGUGCACUCGUGGUUUCUUUGUCAAUCAGUCGGCCGAGGAGGAGUUCAACCCAAAGCCAGCCACCCCAAGUCAUUUGUGCCAUUCACUUAUUGAGUUGCUCAGUCAGAUAAGCCCUGCCUUCAAAAAGAACUUUUCCAUUCUUCAAAAGAAGAGAACCUCGAGGCACCCAUUUGAAAGGGUGGCGACUCCCUACCAGAUUUAUGCAUGGUGUGCUCCCAACAUUGAUCACACCAUUGAUGCCAUCAGGGCUGAAGACACUUUUUCUUCAAAGUUGGGUUACGAGGAGCACAUUCCUGGACAAACCAGAGACUGGAAUGAAGAGCUGCAGACCACCAGAGAGUUACCUCGCAAAAACCUUCCUGAAAGACUCCUUCGUGAGCGUGCCAUUUUCAAGGUUCACAGUGAUUUUGUGGCUGCAGCGACUCGGGGCGCCAUGGCUGUAAUUGAUGGCAACGUGAUGGCCAUCAACCCUGGUGAAGAGGCCAAAAUGCAAAUGUAUAUUUGGAACAAUAUCUUCUUCUCACUUGGAUUUGACGUUAGGGACCACUACAAAGAAUUAGGAGGUGAUGCAGCUGCUUUUGUCGCUCCCAAAAAUGAUUUGCAAGGAGUCCGAGUGUAUUCUGCAGUUGACCAACCUGGUCUUUAUACUUUGGGAACUGUUGUGAUAGACUAUAGAGGCUACAGAGUGACUGCUCAGUCAAUCAUACCAGGCAUUCUGGAAAGAGAACAAGAGCAAUCGGUCGUUUAUGGCUCAAUUGACUUUGGAAAAACUGUGCUCACUCACACCAAAUACUUAGAUCUGCUGAACAAAGCAGGCCAGCAACUGAAGAUUUUACCACACUAUGUGAUAAAUGAAAAGGAUGAAGAGAUUGAACUGUGUUCAUCAGUGGAGUGCAAAGGAAUAAUCGGCAAUGAUGGACGCCACUACAUCCUUGACUUACUGAGGACCUUCCCGCCUGAUGUGAAUUUCCUUAAAUUGGAAGGAGAGGAGUUGAGCAAAGAGGUCAGAGCGCUGGGCUUCCCACUUGAGCAUCGUCAUAAACUGAGUUGUCUGCGACAGGAGCUUAUUGAUGCAUUUGUUGAGAACCGAUACAUGAUGUUUAUCAAGUUUGCUGCUUUCCAUUUGCAACAACUUGGAGCCAAGAAACAGAAAGAACGCGAAAGUAGAAGUAGUCAAGAAAAGGAAAUUUUAAAACUUACUGAGGGCAAGAUCAUCACAAACGGAGAUGCCAAAGAAGAUAAGGAUGGUGAAGAAAAAGGCUCAACUGAGAAAGAAAUGGAAACGGAGGAGGCAAAGAAAAUUGUUGAAAGCAUAACAGACUCCAUUACAAGUGGAGAGAAACUUGAAAUGGAAGAAAGUACAAGGGAAGUGGUGAAAAAAGCCGCAGUAGCAGUGGGCUCCCUGAAGGAGACUGAGUUCGAUGUCAGGUUCAACCCUGAUGUGUAUUCUCCUGGCGUGAGGCAUACUUGCCCAGAUGGAGAAAACCUGAAAAAGGAGAGGCAGUUGGUCAAAGAUGCUGCUGAUUUCCUGCUUACCACACAAAUUCCUAACUUUAUUCGAGAUUGUCUGGAUCACACAUCAGCCCCUAUGGAUGGCAUCACCCUCUCAGAAGCCAUGCACAACAGGGGCAUCAAUAUUAGGUACCUGGGUAAAAUUGCAGAUAUGUUGUCUAAGGUUUGGCAGCUCGAAUACGUCCACUCAAUUGCCGUGUCUGAACUCAUUUGCCGAUCUGCGAAGCACAUUUUUACCACAUACAUGCAAAGUGUUGAACUCAUGAGCUUGUCGGCAGCCAUCAGUCACUUCCUCAAUUGUUUCCUCUCAGCCAGCCAGUUGUCCCAUACACCACAAGGACUGGAGGAGUUGCAAAGCAAAAACGCUAAAAAGAGGAACAAGCGAAAGGGAAAGAUGAAUCCUUUGUCCAGUCCAGAUAGUCUCGAGUGGACUACGAUGACCCCAAAAUCUCUCUGGAACCAACUGAAGUCUGAGAUAAAAAUGUACUAUGACUGGGAAAUGCCCUGUGAGACUUUAGAGCAUGCAACUGAACAGUUUACUUUGCAGAAAGUGUCUCUGCUAAGAUCGUUCUGCAUGAAAGCUGGUAUUCAGAUCCUUCUCCGAGAAUAUUCGUUUGACACUAAAAAUAGACUGACUUUCUAUGAGGAGGACAUAGUCAAUGUCUUCCCAGUUGUAAAGCACAUCAAUCCAAGGGCUAGUGAUGCAUACAAUUUCUACACUACUGGCCAAACUAAGAUUCAGCAGGGUUACCUCAAGGAGGGGUAUGAGCUCAUUAGUGAGGCCUUAAACCUUCUCAACAAUGUGUAUGGGGCAAUGCAUCCUGAAAUCGCUCAAUGUUUGAGAAUGUUGGCUCGACUCAACUACAUCAUGGGAGAUCAUGCUGAAGCUAUGAGCUACCAGCAGAAGGCUGUUCUCAUGUCCGAGAGAGUGAACGGCAUUGAUCAUCCUUAUACUAUAACAGAAUAUGUCCACCUUGCUUUAUACUGCUUUGCAAAUUCACAAGUGAGCAUCUCCCUGAAGCUUCUAUACAGAGCUAGGUACUUAACUCUUCUAGUGUGUGGAGAAAACCACCCUGAAAUGGCUCUCCUUGACAGCAACAUCAGCCUGAUUCUCCACGCUCUCGGAGAGUACGAGCUUUCACUUCGGUUCCUCGAGAAGGCUCUCGAGUUGAAUAUAAAGUACAACGGACCACGUUCUCUCAAAGUUGCAGUAACAUACCACUUGGUUGCUCGAACCCAAAGUUGCAUGGGUGACUUUAGGACAGCUCUACACAAUGAAAAGGAGACCUAUGCUAUUUACAAACACUUGUUGGGAGACGAGCAUGAAAAGACUCGAGAAUCUUCCGAGUGUCUGCGCCAUCUCACACAGCAGGCUGUUGUUCUUCAAAAAAAGAUGAACGACAUUUGCACUGGAAAAUCUGGCGCUACUUUACCACCAAUUCAGAUCCAGCCACCUUCAAUGGGCAGUGUGCUGGACAUGCUGAAUGUCAUCAAUGGCAUUCUUUUUGUUCAAAUAAGUCAACAAGACAUUGAAAACUUCAAAGCUGAGGUUGAAAAGCGACAGUUGAAAGAGUCGUCCCCUGAUGGUAAGAUUGAUGGGCUAAGCAAGGUCGGUAAUGUGGUAGUGAAGGAACUCGAAGAAGGCUCCACGUUACCUAUAUCGCCGUUGUCCAUGACGCCCAUUGAGUCGAGCUGAGCACAUCAUUAAUGAGUGCACACAGGUUGAACUGACUCUUUGAUAGUACAUUAAUAGUUUGGCACCGGUAGUGGAUAUUUACUCAUGUGAGUAGCAAUUUUUUUCUGUUUGCAAGGACUAAAUGAAAAAUGGUUGCAAAUUAAAUUUAGCCCAUUUAUAACAAAACUGCAGAUAGUAACUGAAGGACUGGUUAAUAUGAUGAAGCAUUAAUUUUGUGCCUAAGCCAAUAAUAGAGGAUAUUGAUUGCUGUUGACGGGCUGACUCUUUCGUAAAGAGAAUUAUGAAAAUAUUUCAUGUUAAUAAUGUAAUGCUGUGUAAAAGAGGCACACGCUAACUGAUAUGUUCACUUUUUCGUACAUUUAUCAAAAAAAUUUAUAUAUCGUUGAAAAUCAGCAUGUGGCUGUAACUGCCUAUGCCCAAAGAGCAUUAAUUCCGUGGGCAAUUUUUCAUCCUUGUCACUGCAAGUGACUGCUUUUUUUAGUCAGUUACCGAAGGGCUUUAUUCACAACUCAGCGUUAUUUCAUAUUUAAGAAGCUUCCACCCUCCAUAUUUUGUUCAAUUCUCUAAAAAAUUGCCCAGAAUGUCAAAGUGACUUAAAAGGAAGUGUUAAGCCAUUUUUCCCCAGUGAGCUAAAAAGUGUCGUAAAAAGUCAGCCUUGGUUUUUUCAGCCGGAUGUGAUGGUAUUUGAAAAUUCACUGUCUUACGUGGCUAAGCAUUUUUUUCAGCCCCAAAUAAUAAUCGGUAGAAUUGUGUAUUAGGUGAUAUUAGAUGGCAACUUGUAUUUUAGAUAUUAAUUAUUAGAACUUGUUAGUGGUCACAGUCUUAGAGAGAAACUGCUCUACUGAAAGUGACCUCUAAGUGUAGUUUGGUAGCAAUACCCGCUAAAGCAUACCAAUGGCCAACAAUCCUACAUCAAAAUGUUACUUGAUUAUAUUGUUCGGCCAGUUCAAAAAUUACAACGCAAAAUUAGGGUUGACUCGAGGUGUCUGAAAAAUCUAACUAAGAGCAGUAGGAGCACAAGAUAUUUGUCAUGACUAUUGGCAAUAAUUAGGAAAGUAAUUAGCAUUUGAACUAGGGCACUGAAGCUAUUCUAUCAUAAUGCAAACUGAGAUGCGGGAGAUGGACUCAUUAAGGGCCACUGCCUGAGACAUUGCUAUAUUUCGUCUGUUGCUACCCCUAUAGUAGUAUGAUCAUAGAUAUUUUUGUAGUGGCGUCUUAUUAGUAAUUCCUUUUCCUCAACAAGACUUGCACACACAGAUAAAGUAUUUUUUGAAUGUAAUCCGAGAGUUUAGCAGUUAAUUACUACAUUCCAAUUGAGAAAUUUUCACUGAACAUGAAAAAAAUAUUUACACUCAAAACUCUACUUAAAAAAGCAGACGAAAUUACGCCUUGUCUCUAGCGACCCAUUUAAGCACACAUUUAUUAAAAACCAUUGUUGUAUUUGUCGUGUUGUGUAUGAAUUUAAUGCGCGUUGAAAACCUUUCACUAGCGUAAUAAAAGAUUUUGUAAUAUUUUAAAGGCCUAUAUUCCCAAAAAAACUGUCAAAUCGAAAUUAUCAAUAAUUAUGCAUCGAUUGAACAAAAUAAGCUUGAAAAAAACAGUGGUAAUAUUGAAGCAAUGAGAACUAGUCUUUACUAAUGAGACGUUAAAAUAGUUGAUUAGAUUGAAUUGUUGGUUUCAGUGUUGAAACCGAUCAGUCUACACGCUCGAUUAAUAUUUCACAUUACGUUCUGGGAAAAAGCAAUAUGUGGCCAUUAAUUUAACUUAUAACACAUUAACACGAUAAAAUCCAAAGCCAAGGUUAGUGCCAUUUUUGUCGACAAGAAACUAGUCAGUCGUAUUUUCAUUUUGUUGCCAUUUUUUUCCAUAUUGCUAAUCAAAGAUUUCUGUACUCUUGUUUGAAAUGCUAUUGUCAUCAUCAGUGUAAGUGCUCCGGUCAAAGUUGAAGGUGCUCAGUUGAGUUUUUGUUGGUUGAUUGUAUUUUUUCUCAAUAAAAAAAUUUAGAUA
Messenger RNA from Neocloeon triangulifer, 6337 nucleotides. It is a transcript of the gene clu, whose product is annotated as clustered mitochondria protein homolog. Bases 191 to 4330 code for a protein of 1379 amino acids. Lineage: Eukaryota; Metazoa; Arthropoda; Insecta; Ephemeroptera; Baetidae. Gene Ontology annotation, cellular component: cytoplasm. Gene Ontology annotation, biological process: intracellular distribution of mitochondria. Gene Ontology annotation, molecular function: protein binding; mRNA binding. The transcript is spliced from 19 exons. The record is from RefSeq and is a predicted model, not a curated record.